GCGUGUGGAACUGCUGACUCAGGAUGUCGGGGUUCAGGCUGGGUGACCACGUGUGGCUGGAGCCUCCCUCCACCCACAAGACCGGCGUGGCCAUCGGGGGCAUCAUCAAAGAGACAAAGCCAGGCAAGGUCUUGGUUGAAGAUGACGAGGGCAAGGAACACUGGAUCCGAGCAGAGGACUUUGGUGUCCUCAGUCCCAUGCACCCAAACUCAGUCCAGGGCGUGGACGACAUGAUCCGCCUGGGGGACCUGAACGAGGCAGGCAUGGUGCACAACCUCCUGAUCCGCUACCAGCAGCACAAGAUCUAUACGUACACAGGCUCCAUCCUGGUGGCCGUGAACCCGUUCCAGGUGCUACCGCUCUACACCCUGGAGCAGGUACAGCUCUACUACAGCCGCCAUAUGGGCGAGCUGCCCCCACAUGUCUUUGCCGUCGCCAACAACUGCUACUUCAACAUGAAGAGGAACAAGAGGGACCAGUGCUGCAUCAUCAGCGGCGAGUCUGGGGCUGGCAAGACGGAGACCACCAAACUCAUCCUGCAGUUCCUGGCCACCGUCAGUGGCCAGCAUUCGUGGAUUGAGCAGCAGGUCCUGGAAGCCAACCCCAUCCUGGAGGCCUUUGGAAAUGCCAAGACAAUCCGCAACGACAACUCAAGCCGCUUUGGGAAGUACAUUGACAUCUAUUUUAACCCCAGCGGGGUGAUCGAGGGCGCGCGCAUCGAGCAGUUUCUCCUGGAGAAGUCCCGGGUCUGCCGGCAGGCCCCCGAGGAGCGGAACUACCAUAUCUUCUACUGCAUGCUCAUGGGGAUGAGUGCUGAGGACAAGCAGCUGCUGAGCCUGGGCACGCCCUCCGAGUACCACUACCUGACCAUGGGGAACUGCACUUCCUGUGAGGGGCUCAACGACGCCAAAGACUACGCCCACAUCCGCUCGGCCAUGAAGAUCCUCCAGUUCUCUGACUCCGAGAGCUGGGACCUCACCAAGCUGCUGGCUGCCAUUCUCCACCUGGGAAACGUGGGGUUCAUGGCUUCGGUCUUCGAGAACCUGGACGCCUCAGACGUGAUGGAGACACCUACCUUUCCCACUGUGAUGACGUUACUGGAGGUGCAGCACCAGGAGCUCCGGGACUGUCUGAUCAAGCAUACCAUCCUCAUCCGAGGGGAAUUUGUCACCAGGCCCCUGAACGUCGCCCAGGCUGCUGACCGGAGGGACGCCUUUGUCAAGGGCAUCUAUGGGCACCUCUUCCUGUGGAUUGUCAAGAAGAUCAAUGCUGCCAUCUUCACACCACCAGCCCAGGACCCCAAAAAUGUGCGGAGGGCCAUCGGCCUCCUGGACAUAUUUGGCUUUGAAAAUUUCAAGAACAAUAGCUUCGAGCAACUCUGCAUCAACUUCGCCAAUGAGCACCUGCAGCAGUUCUUUGUGCAGCACGUGUUCACCAUGGAGCAAGAGGAGUACCGCUCGGAGAACAUCUCCUGGGACUAUAUCCACUACACCGACAAUCGGCCCACCCUGGACCUGCUGGCCCUCAAGCCCAUGAGCAUCAUCUCCCUCCUGGAUGAAGAAAGCCGCUUCCCGCAGGGGACAGAUCUCACCAUGCUGCAAAAACUGAACAGUGUCCACGCCAGCAACAAGGCCUUCCUACAGCCCAAGAACAUCCACAGUGCCAGAUUUGGCAUUGCCCAUUUUGCCGGCGAGGUGUACUACCAAGCAGAAGGCUUCCUGGAGAAGAACCGAGACAUGCUGAGCACAGAUAUCCUCACCCUGGUUUACUCCUCCAAAAACAAGUUUCUGAGGGAGAUAUUCAACUUGGAGUUAGCAGAGACCAGGCUGGGCCAUGGGACCAUCCGCCAGGCAAAGGCAGGAAACCAUCUCUUCAAGUCUGCAGACUCAAAUAAACGGCCCUCCACCUUAGGAAGCCAGUUCAAACAGUCUCUGGACCAGCUGAUGAAAAUCCUGACCAACUGCCAGCCUUACUUCAUCCGCUGCAUCAAACCUAAUGAGUAUAAGAAGCCGCUGCUGUUCGACCGGGAGCUGUGCCUGCGGCAGCUGCGAUACUCAGGCAUGAUGGAGACCGUGCACAUCCGCAAGUCGGGCUUCCCCAUCCGCUACACGUUCGAGGAGUUCUCGCAGAGGUUCGGCGUGUUGCUGCCCAACGCCGUGCGGAUGCAGCUGCAAGGCAAGUUCCGCCAGAUGACCUUGGGCAUCACUGACAUGUGGCUGCGGACAGACAAAGACUGGAAAGUGGGGAAGACCAAAAUUUUCCUGAAGGAUCAUCAGGACACUCUGCUGGAGGUACAGAGAAGCCAGGUGCUGGACAGAGCGGCGCUCAGCAUCCAGAGAGUCCUGCGGGGCUACAGAUACAGGAGGGAGUUCCUGAGGCAGAGGCGGGCAGCUGUGACCCUGCAGGCCUGGUGGAGAGGCUACUGCAACAGGAGGAAUUUCAAGCUGAUCCUCGUGGGCUUUGAGCGCCUGCAGGCUAUUGCCCGGAGCCAGCUGCUGGCGAGGCAGUACCAGGCCAUGCGGCAGAGGACAGUCCAGCUGCAGGCCCUGUGCAGGGGAUACCUGGUGCGCCAGCAAGUCCAGACCAAGAGGAGGGCAGUGGUGGUCAUUCAGGCCCAUGCCAGGGGCAUGGCUGCCCGGCGCAACUUCCAGCAAAGGAAGGCCAAUGCGCCGCUGGUCAUCCCGGCCGAGGGGCAGAAGAGCCAAGGUGCUCUCCCCACCAAGAAGCGCAGAUCCAUCUACGACACCGUCACUGACACGGAGAUGGUGGAGAAGGUGUUCGGCUUCCUCCCUGCCAUGAUUGGGGGCCAGGAGGGCCAGGCCCCACCGCGCUUUGAGGAUCUGGAAUCAAAGACCCAGAAGCUGCUUGAGGUUGACCUGGACACAGUCCCCAUGGCGGAGGAGCCUGAGGAGGAUGUGGAUGGCCUGGCCGAGUACACCUUCCCCAAGUUUGCUGUGACUUACUUCCAGAAAUCAGCCAGCCACACACACAUCCGGCGGCCCCUCCGAUACCCGCUGCUUUACCACGAAGAUGACACUGACUGCUUGGCUGCCCUGGUCAUAUGGAACGUCAUCCUGAGGUUCAUGGGUGACCUGCCAGAGCCAGUGCUGUAUGCCAGGAGCAGCCAGCAGGGCAGCUCAGUGAUGCAGCAGAUCCAUGACACGCUGGGCAGGGAGCACGGUGCCCAGGUUCCACAGCACAGUAGAUCUGCACAGAGAUCUGGCCUCAAGGACAAAGGGACCAAGGAUAUCUCCUCCAUGAAGCUGAAGCGGUCCUCUCAGAUCACGGGCCAGGUGGCAAGCCAGCUGAACACUGGAGAGGAGGCAUUGGAGCCCGAUGGCCUUGGUGCAGACCGGCCCAUGUCCAACCUGGAGAAGGUGCACUUCAUUGUGGGCUACGCCAUCCUGCGGCCCAGCCUCAGGGAUGAGAUUUACUGCCAGAUCUGCAAGCAGCUCUCGGAGAACUUCAAAACAAGCAGCCUGGCCCGGGGCUGGAUCCUGCUCAGCCUCUGCCUCGGCUGCUUCCCACCCUCAGAGAGGUUCAUGAAGUAUCUACUGAACUUCAUCGGCCAAGGGCCGGCAAACUAUGGCCCCUUCUGUGCCGAGCGCCUGAGACGCACCUAUGCCAAUGGGGUGCGUGCGGAGCCCCCCACCUGGCUGGAGCUGCAGGCUGUCAAGUCCAAGAAGCACAUCCCCAUCCAAGUCAUCUUGGCCACUGGAGAGAGCCUGACUGUCCCCGUGGACUCAGCCUCCACAUCUCGGGAAAUGUGCAUGCACAUCGCUCACAAGCAGGGCCUCAGCGACCACCUGGGCUUCUCCCUCCAGGUCGCCGUGUAUGACAAGUUCUGGUCCCUGGGCAGCGGGCGCGACCACAUGAUGGAUGCCAUCGCCCAGUGUGAGCAGCUGGCCCAGGAGAGGGGCGAGAGCCAGCGCCAGUCACCCUGGCGCAUCUACUUCCGGAAGGAAUUCUUCACCCCCUGGCAUGACUCCCAGGAGGAUCCCAUCAGCACCGAGCUUAUUUACCACCAAGUCCUCCAUGGAGUCUGGUCUGGCGAGUACGGCUUCGAGAAGGAGGAAGAGCUGGUUGAGCUGCUGGCCCGGCACUGCUACGUGCAGCUCGGCGCCUCAGCAGAGAGCAAGGCUGUCCAGGAGCUGCUGCCCAGCUGCAUCCCCCACAAGCUGUACAGGACCAAGCCCCCAGACAGGUGGGCGAGCCUCAUCACUGCCGCCUGUGCCAAGGCCCCAUACACUCAGAGGCAAGCCACACCACUGGCCGUACGAGAGCAGGUGGUGGACGCCGCCCGCCUGCAGUGGCCGCUGCUCUUCUCCCGGCUGUUUGAAGUCAUCACACUCUCAGGCCCCCGCCUGCCCAAGACGCAGCUGAUCUUGGCUGUUAACUGGAAGGGGCUUUGCUUCCUGGACCAGCGGGAGAAGAUGCUGCUGGAACUCUCUUUCCCAGAGGUCAUGGGUCUGGCCACCAACAGGGAGGCCCAGGGCGGGCAGAGGCUACUGCUCUCCACGAUGCAUGAGGAGUACGAGUUUAUGUCGCCCAGCAGUGUGGCCAUCACUGAGCUGGUGGCCCUGUUCCUGGAGGGCCUGAAGGAGAGGUCCGUGUUCGCCAUGGCCUUGCAGGACAGGAAGGCCACAGAUGAUGCCACCCUCCUGGCCUUCAAGAAGGGGGACCUGUUGGUCCUGACAAAGAAGCAGGGGCUGCUGGCCUCUGAGAACUGGACCCUCGGCCAGAAUGACAGGACAGGCAAGAUGGGGCUGGUGCCCACGGCCUGCCUCUACACCAUCCCCACGGUCACUAAGCCCUCGGCACAGCUGCUGAGCUUGCUUGCCAUGUCACCAGAGAAGAGGAAGCUGGCGGCUCAGGAGGGGCAGUUCGCAGAGCCACGUCCUGAGGAGCCACCCAAGGAAAAGCCACACACCCUGGAGGAGUUCUCCUAUGAGUUCUUCAGGGCUCCAGAGAAGGAUAUAGUGAGCAUGGCCGUGCUGCCCCUGGCCCGUGCCCGGGGCCACCUGUGGGCCUAUUCCUCCGAGCCACUGCGACAGCCGCUGCUCAAGCGAGUCCACGCCAACAUCGACCUCUGGGACAUCGCCUGCCAGAUCUUUGUCGCCAUCCUCCGGUACAUGGGUGACUACCCUUCUCGGCAGGCCUGGCCCACCCUGGAGCUCACCGACCAGAUCUUCACACUGGCCCUGCAGCAUCCCGCCCUGCAGGACGAGGUCUACUGCCAGAUCCUGAAGCAGCUGACGCACAACUCCAACAGGCACAGCGAGGAGCGGGGCUGGCAGCUGCUGUGUCUGUGCACGGGCCUCUUCCCACCCAGCAAGGGGCUGCUGCCCCACGCCCAGAAGUUUAUAGACACUCGGAGGGGGAAGCUGCUGGCCCCCGACUGCAGCCGCCGCAUCCAGAGGGUCCUGAGAACAGGGCCCCGGAAGCAGCCCCCACACCAGGUGGAGGUGGAGGCCGCGGAGCAGAACGUCUCCCGCAUCUGCCACAAGAUCUACCUCCCCAAUGACACCAGCGAGAUGCUGGAGGUAGUUGCCAACACACGGGUGCGGGAUGUGUGUGACAGCAUUGCUACCAGGCUGCAGCUGGCCUCCUGGGAGGGCUGCAGCCUCUUCAUCAAGAUUGCAGACAAGGUCAUCAGCCAGAAGGAGGGGGACUUCUUCUUUGAUUCCUUGAGGCAGGUGUCUGACUGGGUGAAGAAGAACAAGCCCCAGAAAGAAGGGGCCCCCGUGACGCUCCCCUACCAGGUGUACUUCAUGCGGAAACUGUGGCUCAACAUAUCCCCGGGGAAGGAUGUGAAUGCGGACACCAUACUCCAUUACCACCAGGAGCUGCCCAAGUACCUGCGAGGAUUCCACAAGUGUUCGAGGGAGGACGCCAUCCACCUGGGGGGCCUCAUCUACAAGGCCCAGUUCGACAACGACCGGUCCCAGCUGGCUAGUGUCCCCAAGAUCCUGAGGGAACUGGUGCCUGAGAACCUCACACGCCUGAUGUCCUCGGAGGAGUGGAAAAAGAGCAUCCUUCUGGCCUAUGACAAGCACAAGGACAAGACAGUGGAGGAGGCCAAGGUGGCCUUCCUGAAGUGGAUCUGCCGGUGGCCCACCUUCGGGUCUGCCUUCUUCGAGGUGAAGCAAACCUCAGAGCCCUCCUAUCCAGACAUCAUCCUCAUCGCCAUCAACCGACAUGGGGUUCUGCUCAUCCACCCCAAGACCAAGGACCUGCUCACCACCUAUCCCUUCACCAAGAUCUCCAGCUGGAGCAGCGGCAGCACCUACUUCCACAUGGCACUGGGGAGCCUGGGCCAUGGCAGCCGCCUGCUGUGCGAGACCUCCCUGGGCUACAAGAUGGAUGACCUGCUGACCUCAUAUGUGCAGCAGCUCCUGAGUACCAUGAACAAGCAGCGGGGCUCCAAGGCCCCAACCCUGGCCAGCACCUAGCAGCGGAUGCUGGCGUGUCUGCUCAGGCGCCCUUCCCGACCUCUAGCCUGGCGCACCUUCCCAGGCCCUCUUAGCCCAGGGCCUGUCCUCGGCAGGCAGCCUUCCAUGCUGCCCCCCAUACAAAGCCCACUCAGCCCCGCAGGCGGCCCCCUCUGUCCUGGGCGCUGCCCAGAGAGGCCAAAAGAUGGGCCCAGAGUGGGGUCGGGAGUCUCGGACCCCCAGGCUAUUGGCGGAUGGCUGAGAGGACACCUCCCAACCCCACCCCACCAGAAUGUUCAAUAAAAACCCCUGGAGCAGGA
This is a messenger RNA of Symphalangus syndactylus (siamang), 6751 nucleotides long. It is a transcript of the gene MYO7B, whose product is annotated as myosin VIIB. The record is from RefSeq and is a predicted model, not a curated record. Lineage: Eukaryota; Metazoa; Chordata; Mammalia; Primates; Hylobatidae. Gene Ontology annotation, molecular function: protein binding; cytoskeletal motor activity; ATP binding. Gene Ontology annotation, cellular component: cytoskeleton; myosin complex.